AUGGCGUCCUCCGCCCAAUCCUCGGCCGUUGCUUCCCGCCAUUUCCCGCGCUCUUCCUCCUCUAUUCGAAUCCCCAAACUACACCUCGCAAGCUCGACAAUACCCAGGAGCUCCUCUUGCCGGAGUUUCUCCCUCUCAGCCGGAAACUCGUCCGCCAGAGAGUUAUGGGGAGUGAUCAAUUCGAAGAGCAGUGUAGUUCAAAGAAGGGAAAUGCGAGGCGUUGUAAGGGCGGAGAUGUUUGGGCAGCUGACCAGUGGACUCGAAGCAGCUUGGAGCAAGCUUAAAGGAGAAGAGGUUUUGACCAAGGAAAACAUUGUGGAACCCAUGAGAGACAUUAGGAGAGCUCUUCUAGAAGCAGAUGUUAGCUUGCCUGUUGUUAGAAGAUUUGUUCAGGCCGUAAGUGAUCAAGCGGUUGGCACUGGGUUGAUCAGAGGAGUGAAACCAGAUCAACAACUAGUAAAGAUUGUGCAUGAUGAGCUAGUAAAACUAAUGGGAGGAGAAGUUUCUGAGCUCGUUUAUGCAAAAUCCAACCCGACUGUCAUUUUAUUGGCCGGGUUGCAAGGUGUUGGAAAGACAACUGUCAGUGCAAAACUAGCUCUAUAUCUCAAAAAGCAGGGGAAGAGUUGCAUGCUAGUUGCUGGGGAUGUCUACAGACCUGCUGCAAUUGACCAGUUGGUUAUUUUAGGUGACCAGCAGGUUGGCGUGCCUGUUUACACAGCAGGAACUGAUACUAAACCUGCAGAUAUAGCAAAGCAGGGGUUGCUAGAGGCCAAGAAAAAGAAUGUUGAUGUAGUCAUAAUGGACACUGCUGGAAGACUUCAGAUAGAUAAAGGAAUGAUGGAUGAACUGAAAGACGUCAAAAGAGCAUUAAAUCCCACAGAAGUUUUGCUUGUGGUGGAUGCAAUGACGGGCCAAGAAGCUGCUGCAUUGGUCACAACGUUCAAUGUGGAGAUAGGAAUUACUGGUGCCAUUUUAACAAAACUUGAUGGAGAUUCUAGAGGUGGUGCAGCAUUGAGUGUUAAAGAGGUGUCAGGGAAGCCAAUCAAGCUCGUCGGAAGAGGAGAGCGUAUGGAAGACCUUGAACCUUUCUAUCCAGACCGCAUGGCUGGACGUAUCUUAGGAAUGGGAGAUGUUUUGUCAUUUGUUGAGAAAGCUCAAGAAGUUAUGCGCCAAGAAGAUGCCGAAGAAUUGCAGAAAAAGAUCAUGAGUGCAAAAUUCGAUUUCAAUGACUUCUUGAAGCAAACACGUGCAAUGGCGCGGAUGGGCUCAAUGUCUCGUGUUAUUGGAAUGAUGCCAGGAAUGGGAAAGGUAACACCAGCACAAAUUCGGGAGGCAGAAAAGAGUUCGAAAUUGAUGGAGUCUAUGAUUGAAGCAAUGACACCAGAGGAAAGGGAAAAACCAGAAUUGUUGGCAGAAUCACCUGAGAGGAGAAAACGAGUCGCUAAAGAUUCCGGAAAAACCGAGCAACAGGUGGGUCAACUUGUUGCUCAGCUUUUCCAAAUGCGUGUGCGCAUGAAGAACCUGAUGGGUAUUAUGGAAGGCGGAUCACUUCCUGCGCUGAGCAAUCUUGAGGAGGCCAUCAAGGCAGAACAGAAGGCUCCCCCUGGGACAGCAAGGAGAAAGAGAAAAUCACCAUCAAGAAGGCAAUUUGUAGACUCAACGUCUAGGCCUGUUCCUCGUGGCUUUGGGGCCAAGGAUUAA
This is a messenger RNA of Striga hermonthica, 1701 nucleotides long. NCBI's taxonomy places the organism in Eukaryota, Viridiplantae, Streptophyta, Magnoliopsida, Lamiales, Orobanchaceae. The record is from the annotation of a GenBank genome assembly.